GUCAGAGAAAAUUCUGCGAGCUUUCAUUUGUGAUAAUUUUCAAGACGAAAAGCUGCUGCACAGAAUAUUAUCUGACCAUUUUAAUCAAUCAAAUAUGCCUAGAGUUUUCAUAAGUAAAUAUUUGCCAACAAUGUACAAUGUUGAAUCUUUCAAAGCUGUGUCAUCGUACCCGACUGUGUUGGAUAUGUUGAAAAUAAAAGAUCCAGUGGUAGCAAAUUGCUUAAUUGAUAUGAUACAAAUUGAAAGUAUUAUCCUAAUUGAUGAUUUUGAUGCUGCCAUAGAACUUAUGAUGAAUGCACCUCCUAAAUAUUGCCAUUCAGCUUUUUUAAAAAAUGGGGACCAAAUUUUUCCUGAAUUUUAUCGUUAUUAUUCUUGUCCUAAAAAGCUGUGUAUAGGUUUAUUAAGCCCAUUCUAUGAACAAGAUAUUAGAGAGACGGAAAGUGAAUUAGAAAACAUUAAUGAAGAAAUAGGUAAUAAAGCCAAAAGGAUUAGAGAGUUGACUGAACAGCUCAAGAAAUGCGCAGCCGAACGUAAAUCUUUAGAUGAAGCCUCAAUUAAUUUGGAAAUUAUGGUAGUGGAACUCAAUGAAGAAUUAGAAGCUAACAGAAAAAUUGAAAAACCAAGAGAUAUAAGUGACCUGAAAAGUGAUCUAAAUCGUCUUAAUGAAGAAAAAAAGAAAAUGGAAGAUAAAAUCAAAAACUGUGAAGUGCAGCUUUCAAACCAGGAAGCAGCAUUACAAAUAAUCAAUAGUAAAAUGGACGAAGAAAGAGAUCUUGUAUCAAAAAAACAAAAGGAGAAUCACUCCCUGAAUUCAGAAAUUCAAGAAUGCAGAAAGAAGUUAAACUGUCUGCAAACUUCAAUCUCACGUCAUGAAAAAUCUCUUAAAACCUUUGAAGGAAAAGCAAAAGAUCAUAAAGAAGCUCUCUCUAAGGCUAUACAAGCUGCUGAGGUUGCUGUGAGAAACGCUGAAAAGUUUUCUCCUCCCAUUAAUACAGAAAGAAGUUCCUCAGCCAUAAAGAAGGUACUGAAUGAGACCAAAAAAGUUCUUGAACAAGUUAGCAACUGUGAGAUGGAAAACCUAAAACGAAGAUAUGAAGAAAAAACAGCAAAACUGGAGCAUGCAAAAUCCGACUUGGAACAUAUAGAAUCAUACAUUAUUAAAAUUAAUGAGAUGAUGGAAAAACGAUCCAAGAAAUUUGCAAACAUUCUUAAGAAUACGAAACUUUGUCUUUCUAUGAAUUUCAUUACUUACCUGAAUUCAAGUGGAUUUGUUGGAGACCUUAUUUUUGAUGAUAAUCAGGAAACAUUAAUUAUAGAAGCUGCUCCAAGAGAUAGUGAAUCUGAUAAACAUGCUCAAACAUUAUAUGCUCUUAGCGGAGGAGAAAGAUCUUUCAUUAGCAUUUGCUUUCUGUUGUCUUUAUGGGAAGGACUUGAAAUGCCGUUCCGAAUUUUAGACGAAUUUGAUAUUUUUAUGGACUCGCAAAAUCGUCAUUUAAGUUUCACUCACUUGACAGAAGUUGCCAAGCAAAAAACAGAUGUGCAGUUCAUAUUUCUAUCACCUCUCGAAAUUCCCAUUAUGAAAGAUUCUGCUUACAUCAGAGUGCACAAAAUGCCUGCUCCAAAACGAACAGAAGCUGACGAAGAAACCAUGUGAAAAUGCAAGUAAAUUGGAGUUGUUGAAGCAUCUCUUUUUUUGUCCAUUCAACGUUUUCAUAUAAUUUCUUGUUACAAGGUUAGCUCAGAAAAGGUAAAAAAAUAAAUAACGUUUAUGUAAUGUUGUUUUGGUAACUCCUAAAAACAAAGAAGUAGCGUUACACAUUUCAAAGUGAAAUACCAUUUAAUGACAUAAAAAACAACAUAUAAAGCAUAUACAAACAUUUGCUAAACACUUUUAUACACAGUGGAGUUAUGUAAAAUCUACAUCAAAAGAACAGAAUAGCAAUACUUUGCAAUAUAAGGACAGUUUUUGAAUCACAAGUAAUUGGUGAAUAAAGGGACCUUUCUUUUUAUAAAUGUGUGUGUUCUUUUUAUAAGUGUGUCUUUCUUUUAUAAGUAUAUAUAAAUUGAAAUUUUUUAUUCAUAAUGCCUUUAUUUUUAUAAUAAGAAAAUGUCAUGAUAAUUGAUAUAUAUGCUAACAUAUAAAAUUAUGUUAUGAUGAUAAUUGUUAUGUAUGUUAACAUAUGAAAUUAUGUUAUAAUAUGAAAAUGUUUUGAUAAUUUUUAUACAUGUUAACAUACGAAAUUAUGCUAUGAUGUUGUUAUAAUUGUUAAAAUAUAAAAUUAUGUUAUGAUAAUUUGUAUAGGAUGAAUUUAUAAUAAAGUAUAUUAUAUAAUUAU
Stegodyphus dumicola is the source of this 2336-nucleotide messenger RNA. Its product is annotated as structural maintenance of chromosomes protein 6-like. Lineage: Eukaryota; Metazoa; Arthropoda; Arachnida; Araneae; Eresidae. The record is from RefSeq and is a predicted model, not a curated record. Gene Ontology annotation, molecular function: damaged DNA binding; ATP hydrolysis activity; single-stranded DNA binding. Gene Ontology annotation, biological process: double-strand break repair via homologous recombination. Gene Ontology annotation, cellular component: site of double-strand break; Smc5-Smc6 complex; nucleus.